Molecule: messenger RNA, 3225 nt
Organism: Schistosoma bovis
Lineage: Eukaryota; Metazoa; Platyhelminthes; Trematoda; Strigeidida; Schistosomatidae
Source: the annotation of a GenBank genome assembly
UGUUUCCUAUAGGGCACCUUAAAAUUUCUUCAUUUGUGUCCUUGUUUCUGAUUGGCUUGACCAUGUUGUGGUCAUCCGGGUAGUAUGACGUUCGGUGGCAGGUGGUCUCGCCUGACAGGUCUAACUAUUAAACAUGGUAGCUAUUCCGGACUGGCAUUUUCUGUUCCAAUAUUCGGCUCUCUUGUCUACUAUGUUUACCUACAUAAUGGAGGUGAACGAACUGUCUACAAUCAUGUUUUGACAGCCAAAAGGUUCCUGAGAGCUGUUUAUACUGGGACUCUUAUAUCUAUGGAUUAUAAGUGGACUAUGACCAUAUUCCCACAUGCAAGUAAAGUCCAUGAAUAUAUAUUUUCGUGUUGACCUGUUUUUUAGGGUUCUAAACAUUAUCAUGAUGAAUUGGCUAAAUGCCAUCAAAGAGCUGCGGACAGGAUAUUACAAGGGUGUCUUUCUAAUGGAGGUUUAUAUAUCAAGAUGGGACAGGGUUUAGCUAGUAUGAACCAUGUCUUACCUGUGCAGUACACAGAAACAUUAGAAAAAUUGCAUGAUCAAGCACUUGUACGUUCAGGGGAUGAGAUACAUCGUAUAUUCAUGGAAGACUUUGGCAAACCACCUACUGAACUGUUUGCCAGUUUUGAAUAUAAACCAUUGGCUGCAGCUAGUUUAGCUCAAGUACACCGUGCUGUUACACAUUAUGGUGAAGAAGUUGCAGUGAAGGUUCAGUAUGAAGAUUUACGUGAUCGAUUUGAUGGUGACAUGGCAACUCUUGAGUUACUUUUAAAAUUAAUUGAAAAAAUGCAUCCUAAUUUUGGGUUUGCUUGGGUUUUACAAGAUAUGCGCGAAACAUUAGCCAAAGAACUUGAUUUUGAAAAUGAAGCAGAUAAUUCUGUUCAAUGUUCUACCGAUUUAUCAGAUCUUGGAACUUUAGAUAAAAAUGGCUCUGUUCAUGUACCUUGGGUUGAUCGUAAACUUACUAGUAAACGUGUUCUUACUGCUGAAUUCAUCGAUGGUAUUAAAAUUAAUCAAGUAUCUGCUCUACGUGAUGCUGGUUUCUCUUUAGCUGAAUUAGAUAGUCUAUUAGUACGUGCAUUUAGUCAUCAAGUAUUUUGUACCGGUUUUGUACAUGCUGAUCCUCAUCCAGGCAAUUUGUUGGUACGACGUAAACCUCAGAUUAAAUUAAAUGUUUUCCAGAAAAUCAAAUCAUCCAUUCACUGUAUACCAUACAUCAUAUCUAGUGCAAUAUUAUGGAUUGGGUUUUUGUGUUAUUUUCCUAUUAGUAUUGCACAGAAAUUAAAAAAUCCCAACCAUAAACUAUUUGCAUAUCCAAAUACAAAUCGAAAUACUACUGAAAUUCAGUUAGUACUUUUAGAUCAUGGUCUAUAUGAUACGUUACCAUGUGAUAAGCGUAAAGCUCUGUGUAGAAUGUAUCAAGCUAUAUUAGACUCUAAUGAGUCAACAAUGAAAGAGGCUUCUUCAUUUUUGGGCGUUGAAGAUUGGUCUACUUUUGGAGAAGUUAUUCUACAAAGACCUUGGCGUCGUCAAACCUUCAAGUUACCAUCUCAACUUUCGGCAGCUGAUAAGGCUUAUAUACGAGCUACAGCAAUCGAACAUUUCGAUCGAGUCAUGUCAGUUCUUGAACAGAUGCCACGUCCAAUGCUUCUGUUUAUUAGGAAUUUAAAUCUUAUUCGUUCUAUAUGUCGUUCUCAUGGUGAUCCAAUUGAUCGUCAUUCUUUAAUGAUAGAUAGUGCUGUUCUUGGUAGUAGAAUUACAACAUCAUAUUCUGGAAAGUUAAUUCCUCUGUCAUGGAUUGAUAGAUUAGGGGUGAAUAUAACACUUCAACGAUAUCACUGGAAAUUAAAAUAUGAAACAUUAUAUUUGUGGAUUCAAGGUUUGGUCUAUCAAUUAUUAUACGCUGUAGGUCAAGUACCUGAUAUCAAUGAAUUAUCAUCAUUGUAUAAUGUUGCAACUCCUAAAGCGUUAUCAGCUAACGUUUAACUCCUAAUCCGAUCAAACGCACACACACACACAAAGAACAAGAGAAAGCAAUUCUGUUGGAAAAAAGAAAUAAUCACAUUAAUUUUUCAUUAUUUUUAAUCUCUGAUUUCUUCCUAUUUAUUUUGUUCUUAACCUUGUAUCAUUUGUAGAUAUCAAUACUAAGGUCGGACUUGAUAACUUAAAGUAAAUUGAGCAUUAGAUAGGAGGUUAAUAAUAAAUAUACUUUUUAUUAUAUCCCAACCAGUAGAAAAAUUGUAUUUCUGAUGUUUCGUCACUUAAUGUAAGCCGCUUCUUCGGUUAUUUAUUUGCUUUGAAGAAGUGGCUUAUAUUAAAUCACGAAACGUCAGUAACAUAAUUUUUCUACUCAUUGGGAUCUAGCUUGUGUUAUUUGUUUACUUUCUAUCUCUGGUGUUUCUUUUUUUCUUUCGAUGCUUUCUGUUUUGAUGUUAGCAACUUGUCUCAAUUGUUGGUGUGUGUGUGUGUGUUCAUCAUUUACACACAGAAUUUCUGUAAAUAUCUUUCUAUUGAACAGAUGUAGAUCAGUAGGAAAACAUACAAUUUCAUACUAACUAAUUAUAUGGGACCAUUUUUCUGCUUAAAUAAUGCUCUGUACUUAUACAUAAUACUAUUUUCAUUUAGAUUUACUGAGAACUUCGGCGAGACUAUAAUUUAUGAACGAACCAAUUAGGUAUAAGAUAACAUGUCUCGGAUUUUGGCGCGAAAUUCACUCAUCCAUUUGAUUAAAUAGAGUUUUGACAUUAUAGAUGAUGUCAGUUCGUAAUGGAAACCCUAAAUCUAAUUCCUCACACAAAUUUAUGACCCUCAUUUGAUCCUAGUUAUUAGGUGGACACUCAAGGUUAGUCUAGCGUCGCUCAAAAGUCGUCCAUAAAUUAUAGUCUCACCAGAACUUCUAGUUGAUUCAGUAUAGUAUUGAUGCUUAGUUUUUCUAUUAUAUAUAUAAUCAUUUCAAUUUGAUGGAAAAAUUCUUUCUUUUAUUGAUUGAAUUUCUUUAAAAUACACUAAUAAACAUACUAAAAUUUAUAUUGAAUACAGUCACCUCCUGAGAAUGGACAUGUUACCAAAAACAAGGAAAUGUUUAUCUGAAAUAUGAGCACAACAUGAAAUUUGUUUCAUUCAAGUAAUUUAUUAGUGUAUUUGAUAAGAUGUUUGUAUCGAUUGAUCCUUACCUGUUAUAACUUGUGGCUUUGUGCCCUAUUAAUAUAUAACGUAAUG